UUCAGUAGUUUCUUGUGAAUAACCACAGACAAGGUAACAUUUGAAAAAAGACCUGAAGGAGAUGAGGGAGUAUUCCAUGUAGAUAUCUAGGGGAAGAACAUUAUGGGCAGAGGGAACACCUUCAGGGCCCUAAGGAGAGAUGUACCUGAAGUAUAAAAGGGAUGAUAAGGAGGCCAGUGUAGCUCAGUGAAGUACUUGAGGUGAGAGGAUAGCGGGAGGUCAGAGAGGUAAAGAGGGGAUGGGGGCAGGGCAUUAGAACAGAGAAGACCAGUUAGGCUACUAUAAAGACUUGGCUUUUAUUUUUAAUGAAAUGGGAAGCUACUGGAGGGCUUUGAGCAGCGGAGUUAGAAAUAAUCUGUCUUAUAAUUUUAAAAGCGGCUGAAGUGAAAUAGAAGUGAGAGAGUGGCAAAAUAGAAGACUUAGGAUGCCAGUUAGGAGGCCACAACAAUACUGUUAGGUGAGAGAUGGUUGGUGAGAGUAUAGGUGAGAGAUGGUUGUGAGAGAUAGGUGAGAGAUGGUUGUGACCUAGACAAGAGGGGUAGCAGUGGAGGUGAGAGAUGGUUGUGACCUAGACAAGAGGGGUAGCAGUGGAGGUGGUGAGAAGUGGUCUAGUUCUGGAUGUGUGUUUUAAAGAAUCUCCCUGGAAAAAGAGACAUGAGUGUUUGCAACGAUACUUCCUGACAAGAAGUUGAUACCAGAGAAGGAAAGCGGAUUAACAGCUAGUGAGCAGAAUUUUGAACAACCAGGAUUUUGUAUUCAUCGCUUUUAACUACAGACGUUUAAAUCAGAGAUACCUACACUCAGAACCACAGAGCAAAAAGAUAAUUUUCUUCUGUAUUUUUUGAGAUCAAAGACACUGCAAUGUCUAGGAAACAAAGCCAGAAGGAUUCAUCAGGAUUCAUUUUUGAUUUGCAGUCCAAUACUGUACUGGCUCAGGGAGGAGCUUUUGAGAACAUGAAAGAGAAGAUAAAUGCAGUACGUGCAAUAGUUCCCAACAAAAGCAACAAUGAAAUCAUCCUGGUUUUGCAGCACUUUGAUAAUUGUGUGGACAAAACAGUACAAGCAUUCAUGGAAGGUAGUGCCAGUGAAGUACUCAAAGAAUGGACAGUAACAGGCAAGAAAAAGAACAAAAAGAAGAAGAACAAACCAAAACCUGCAGCAGAAGCAAGUAGCAGUAUCCCAGAUUCCAGUAAAUCAGUUUCUAUUCAAGAAGAACAGUCUGUGCCUUCCUCAGAGAAAGGUGGUGUUAAUGGUUACCACAUCAAUGGUGCCAUCAAUGAUACUGAGUCUGUGGACUCACUCAGUGAAGGUUUGGAAACACUUUCAAUAGAUGCCAGAGAACUGGAGGAUCCUGAGUCUGCCACACCAGAUAUGCUGGAUAGAACAGGAUCCAUGCUGGAGAAUGGUGUCUCUGAUUUUGGGUCCAAGUCCUGGACUAUGCACUCUAUUCAGAAUUCUCAACAAUCCAGGAAUGCUGCCAAAUCUCUCUCAAGACCUACCACAUCACCUCAGUUGUCAAAUCUGGGGAUGGAAGAUGUUCCCUUCUCCUCCACCAAUAAAAAGUUAGGUUCCAAUAUUGAAAAAUCUGUAAAAGACCUCCAGCGCACAGUGUCACUUGCACGGUAUCGAGUUGUAGUUAAAGAAGAGAUGGAUGCUUCCAUUAAGAAAAUGAAACAAGCUUUUGCUGAAUUGCAGAGCUGUUUAAUGGAUCGGGAAGUAGCGUUGCUUGCUGAAAUGGACAAAGUAAAAGCUGAAGCAAUGGAAAUUUUGCUCAGCCGACAAAAGAAAGCCGAACUUCUAAAGAAGAUGACUGAUGUGGCUGUUCGAAUGUCAGAGGAGCAAUUGGUUGAGCUCAGAGCUGAUAUCAAGCACUUUGUUAGUGAACGUAAAUAUGACGAAGAUCUGGGACGAGUAGCCCGGUUCACCUGUGAUGUGGAGACCCUAAAGAAGAGCAUUGAUUCCUUUGGACAAGUGUCCCAUCCAAAGAAUAGCUAUUCAACCAGAUCCCGAUGUAGCUUAGUUACAUCUGUGUCCUUGAAUAGCCCGAGUGAUGCCUCUGCUGCUUCCUCUUCCACCUGUGCCUCUGCUCCCAGCCUUACAAGUGCUAACAAGAAAAACUCUACGCCAGGAGAGAUGCCUGCAGCCACAGCACACUCCAGUGGCCGGCCCUACCAGCCGCACCGGGAGGUAUUGCCGGGGAACAGACGAGGAGGACAAGGCUACAGGCCACAAGGCCAAAAGUCCAGUGACCCUAUGAACCAAGGGCGACAUGACAAUGUGGGUCGUUAUAGAAAUAGCUCGUGGUAUUCAUCUGGUUCUAGGUAUCAGAGUGCUCCACCCCAGGCACCAGGAAAUGCUAGUGAAUGGGGCCUGGCUCACUCUGCAGGGACCAGCGGAACUGGAGUCAGCGGAGUCAGCGUGGAGCCUAGCCCACCCAAGCCUUCAUUCAAAAAGGGGCUCCCCCAGCGCAAACCCAGGACCUCUCGGGCAGAAGCUGUGAACUCUUGAGGAAAAUUCCAAUUGGCCUCUCUCCUCUAUCCCACACAGUUCAACCUGAUAACUGGACUUUAGGAAACUUACAGUUAGAUUUAAUAACAGAAAGAAGUUUAUGCAUACAACUUUUCGUGCCAUUCUAAA
Messenger RNA from Microcebus murinus (gray mouse lemur), 2637 nucleotides. The record is from RefSeq and is a predicted model, not a curated record. Lineage: Eukaryota; Metazoa; Chordata; Mammalia; Primates; Cheirogaleidae.